AUGGAGAAAGAGAUAGUGGAGGUUCACUGUGGGCAAAACCAACCUGCAUGUAGCCUUAGGAGGCAAGAGGAGGAGGAGGAGGAGGGAGGAGGAGAAACGCUGCAGUCACCUGACCAUAGCAGCAUGCAGGAAGUGACAUCAGAAGGUGGACUGGAGCAGGGCCAGACAGAGGAGACGCUGAGGUUUUCCCACAUGACCGACAUCCAGGAAGCCAAGGAUUUAGAAUCAGCUGGUCUAAAUGUGCUUCCAGUGCAGAAACAUUCGAACAGGGAGCGUCGGGUGGAGGAGCCCCACGGGUCUGGGCCUUUCUUCUUCAUGGGAGGAACAAAUGGAGCGGAAAUAGUGAGCAGUUACUGUGAGAGCAGAGGAUGGAAAAGGAUUCACAACAAGCACAGGAAGGAUUUCAAACUCAAGUGGUGUGACACCAAAUCUUCAGCCAACUACAGUAACUUCAGAGAAGGUGAACAGUUGAUGUACCAGAUUCCCAACAACAAGGUGCUCACCACUAAGAUCGGCCUCCUCAGCAGUCUGCGGGAGUACGAGCGAGUCAGCAGCAAAGUCAACCACGGCAGAAGAUCAAGGAGGCUAAAAAUAGAAGAGUUUAUUCCCACUACCUUCCGCAUGGACAUGAGGGAAGAGAGGGCGGCUUUCUUUGCCCAGCAGGAGGGUGUAAGCAACAACAGGAAUCAAAUGUGGAUCUGUAAGCCGACGGGAAUGAACCAGGGCAGAGGUAUUUUUCUGAUGAAGAGCCCAGAGGACGUAUCCGCCUUCAGACUGAAGCUGGAGCAGGCAGAGGGCCGACAGGCCAGCAGGAGGACGCAGCAUCGUCAGCCUCAGGCUCGCAUCGUCCAACAUUACAUCCAGAAGCCGCUGCUCCUGAAAGGCAAAAAGUUUGAUGUGCGCUCUUUCCUUCUGAUCGCCUGCACCGCACCUUACAUGGUUUUCUUUCGUCAUGGAUAUGUACGACUUACCUGUGACCUCUACGACCCCAGCUCCAACAACCUCUCUACACACCUGACCAAUCAGUACAUGCAGAAGAAGAACCCUCUGUACAGCCAGCUGAAGGAGGACACAGUAUGGUCCAUGGAGAGCUUCAACACCUACGUCAACGACAGGUUUCAGGUUGCCAAUGGUCUGCCCGGGGACUGGGUGCUGGGCGUCUUUGCAAAACGCAUGCAGCAGAUCAUGUUGCAAUGUUUCUUAGCUGUCAAAUCGAAGCUGGAACGCCGACUGGGCUUCUUCGACCUGAUUGGCUGUGACUUCAUGGUUGAUGAGGACUUUAAGGUGUGGCUGUUGGAGAUGAACUGUAACCCUGCUCUGCAUACCAACUGUGAUGUGUUGAAAGAGGUGAUACCCAGCACUGUUGUGGAGACACUGGAUUUAACUCUGGAGAUCUUCAACAAGUGUCGUCUCAGACAGACCAUUCUCCCUUUGGACAGCCGAAGAGAGUCUGUGCUGCUGUAUAAUGGAGAGCUUCCUCCCGAUACAGAGCUGGCCUGCAGCAAAAGUCAAUUCAAUCAGAAGAGAUCCAAAAAGACUGAAGUCGGGAGAUGUAAGUCAGGGAAUGAGAGCACAGCUUUGCCCUCAGCGUCCCCUGAUACACCUGUGAAUGUUUCAGAGGACAGUCAGUCAAUGUCCUCCUCACAUCUCCAUCGGCGCCGUCUCUCUCCGCACAGAUCUUCACAUCCAAACAGUCAUAGCACACAGAUUGUAAAAUGUAAGAAGGCCAGGCCUCGGGUUGAACUCAAGUUGAGCAAAUGCACUUUUCACCAUCAGUUGAAGGCUGUGGACGACUUGCAGCACUCAGCGACUCAGGAGAAGACAUCACGUCGAUGUCAUCACCAUCAGUGAGUAAAGCUGUCUCUAUCUGUGAAUCCCCUCAGACAACAAAGUCAGCGUCCCCUUUGUAUGCUGGAUCUCCUCCUGUACAUAUACAUGUACAGUAUGUGGAGGCAAACCUGAAAGAAGAGAGGAGCUUGGGGAGGAAAAUCCCGGAGAAGACUCAAAGUUGAGUGUUGAGACCAAAGAGGAGAUGUGAUGUGUAAUUAUGCAAACUGCUCGGAACUAAAGAACUUCUGAAAAAAGUCAAAUGUUUGGACAUUCAUUGAUAUUUUACUGUCAGUUUAAUACACAAAGAAAUGCUAAAAGUGAUAACAUAUCCUCUUAUUUAAAACUUGAAUUAUGACAAACCUCAUCCCUCUUCUUUGCCAUUUAGCUACAUUUGACUUUCUUGAAACCAGUUUCUUUACUGCUGCACUUCUUUGACUAUAUUUAUUUAUUUAUACAGUUGUCUUACACAUUGUUUAACUUUCCCCCUGAUUUAUAUUCGGUAUGCCAUAAGGUCUCAUUUACCUUGUGCAUUUUAUGUCAGUGAUUUACAUUUUUAUUUUGAUCACUAGGCUUUGUUUUCCACCUGAUAUGACGGCACAUUUGACUUUAUUUGCUGUUCAUUCUGUCUGUUUCAUGUGCAUUUAUUUUCCUUAUGAAGAAGCACUUUGAGC
This is a messenger RNA of Labrus mixtus (cuckoo wrasse), 2501 nucleotides long. It is a transcript of the gene ttll10, whose product is annotated as tubulin tyrosine ligase-like family, member 10. Gene Ontology annotation, biological process: protein modification process. The coding region runs from base 1 to 1851 and encodes 616 amino acids. The record is from RefSeq and is a predicted model, not a curated record. The transcript has 11 exons. Lineage: Eukaryota; Metazoa; Chordata; Actinopteri; Labriformes; Labridae.